AUGAGGCCAGGGGCGGACUGACCAUUCGAGCACUCGGGCACUGCCCGAGGGCCCGGGGUCAGUUGGGGGCCCCAUGAGAUGCCCCUGGUACCGUUUUUUAUAGGCUUUUUUGAGUGUGGGCAAGGACACAGGGGCCCCAAGAUCCCCUAUUGCCUGGGGCCCCACGAGUUGUCAGUCCGCCCCUGCAUGAGGCUGGACAUCCUCCAGCCAGGAAAUGGGGCGGAGCUCUCUCUGACUGGCUGCAGCUACUAAUGCACAUUAUGCCCCUGGUACCUUUUUCAUAGGCUUUUUUGAGUUUGGGCAAGGACACAGGGGCCCCAUGAUCCCCUAUUGCCCGGGGGCCCCAU
This is a messenger RNA of Staurois parvus, 347 nucleotides long. The record is from the annotation of a GenBank genome assembly. Lineage: Eukaryota; Metazoa; Chordata; Amphibia; Anura; Ranidae.